GGUCGCCCGGGACCGCCAGGUUUACCAGGACGAAGAGGACCACCAGGAUAUGAUGGAUCACCAGGCUAUAAUGGAGAGAAGGGUGAUCCAGGAGAUGGCGGAAUCAACUCUUUAGGCAUUAGAGGGGACCCAGGGGAGCCUGGAAGACCUGGAUAUUCGGGUCUUCCUGGUUACCCAGGAGUUCCAGGAGAAAAAGGAAUGCAAGGGGAUCCUGGACCAAGGGGUUUCACUGGAUUUUCGGGAGAUUUGGGUCCAAGAGGUCCUCAGGGAGAAGGAGUUCGAGGUCAGAAAGGUCAAAAAGGUGAACCGGGCCCUAUUGGUGAUGUCGGGAGACCUGGUAGGGAGCCCGAGUCAAGAAGGCCAGAUGAAGAAACCAUUGAACCAAUUCCAGGACCUCCCGGCCGACCCGGAGAGAAGGGCGAAAAAGGAGCUGAAGGCCCGAGAGGGUUUGAUGGAAGACCAGGCAGUGAGGGUCAAAAAGGUCAGAAAGGUCCUGAUGGUGAUAAAGGUGAAAGAGGAAAUACGGGACCAAGGGGUAAAAGGGGUAGGACAGGAUAUCCAGGUUCACCCGGAGAAAAAGGACAAAAAGGAAAUCCAGGGCUUACAGGUGUUGAUGGAAGACCUGGAGCAAAGGGCCUACCUGGAGAUCCAGGAAGAAUAGGGCAACCUGGUCCUCAAGGUCCAGAGGGGCCUCGAGGACCUAUCGUUGAAUUCGGAAAACCAAUACCAGGACCUAGAGGACUUCAAGGAGAACCCGGUGAUACAGGUCUUCCAGGGACUCCAGGUAGACCUGGUCUUCCUGGCCCAGUAGGUUACGGUGGUUUACCUGGAGCACCAGGGGAACCCGGACCACGAGGAGAAUUGGGACCAUCGGGUAUGAGUUUCAAAGGAGAGCCUGGAGAAGAUGGUCCGACUGGACAGCCAGGAAGCCCAGGUGCUCCUGGAUUCCCUGGUCUUCAAGGAAAGACAGGAGAAAGAGGAGAAAUAGGAAUAACAGUUAUCGGACCACCUGGAUUAGAUGGGAGACCAGGAGUUGAUGGAAGUGCAGGCUUACCAGGAAAAAGAGGAGAUCCAGGAUUACCAGGCGAGAAAGGUUAUCCAGGCAUCGGUGUACCUGGAAGGGGCCCUCCGGGACCACCAGGCAGAGUUGGAUUUCCAGGCGAAACAGGAGAGCCAGGAAUACCUGGACCAAACGGCUCACCAGGUCCGAAAGGCUUUAAAGGAGAUGAUUGUGGUUACUGUAGGCCAGGGCUGCCUGGUGUUAGAGGAGAGAAAGGCGAUGAAGGGAGGAGAGGUCAAACAGGUCCUCAAGGAUAUCCCGGCUACCGAGGACCUCCAGGAUUACCAGGAUCACCAGGAUUACCUGGUGUACCAGGAUAUAAAGGAGCAGCGGGCCUUAGAGGUACAGAUGGUUUCGAUGGAACACCGGGUCUACCAGGCAAUCCGGGCGAUUUAGUUUUACCUCCUUACACAAAAGGCCAAAAGGGAGUGGAAGGUGACAAAGGUUACCCAGGAUUUCCAGGCCCCAGUGGUUUAAAUGGUGCUCCUGGAGAAAAGGGUUUUCCUGGAUUUCCUGGCAGAAAGGGCGAACAGGGGGAUGUUGGAGACCCUGGGUUUCCCGGUUUUGACGGAAACCGUGGACUUACAGGACCCCCAGGAUCCAAAGGAGACAAAGGAGAUUUUGAUUAUGGAAUAAUUGGCAGAAAAGGCGAGAAAGGAUUCUCUGGCCGGCCGGGUUAUUCUGGACUUAAAGGAAGAAAAGGAGAUAAAGGAGAUUCUUUUGAUGCAAGAAAUAUCACCGGGAUAGAAAAAUAUGUUGGCGAUCCUGGAGAAAGAGGUGCUCCCGGCCCUGCAGGAAGACCAGGGAGAGAAGGCCCAGAAGGAAUUGAUGGCACUCCUGGUUAUCCAGGAAGGAAAGGUGAAAAGGGAGAGUCUGGUUUCCCAGGAUCGAGCUUUAGAGGAGAACGUGGUUUGAAAGGUUAUCCAGGUUUACCAGGAGAUGCCGGAUUCAAUGGUUCUCCAGGACCUAAAGGACCCCGUGGACCACUUGGACAACCCGGAUUCCCUGGCUCAAAAGGCAAUAUUGGGGAACCUGGUCCUGAUGGAUUUGAAGGACCACCUGGAUUCCCAGGAGUACCUGGAGCAAAAGGUGAAAGAGGAAAUUUAGGAUUUCCUGGAUUGGAAGGACGUACAGGAGAGCCAGGAUCAUUCGGAGAGAAAGGCUUAAAAGGUUUACCAGGAAUACCAGGAGGGUAUGGUCUAGACGGACCGAAAGGCGAACCAGGCGAUUCUGGUCCUGGAACGAAAGGUGAAACUGGUUUUCCAGGAGAACCCGGAUUACCAGGCUCCAGAGGAGAUAAAGGAGACAGAGGAGUAGCAGGACUUCCCGGACCUCCAGGAUUGAAAGGCGAGCGAGGACAGUCUGGUUUACCUGGAAAUAGAGGCCGUCCAGGCUUGCAAGGCUUUCCCGGAUCCCCUGGAAGGCAAGGGAAAGAUGGACUUGAUGGAGUUCCAGGAAAGAAAGGAGAAACUGGACAGCAAGGAUAUCCGGGCCCAGUAGGAUUUCCAGGUGUGCCGGGAAAAAGAGGAUUACCUGGACUGAAAGGAAUUAUAGGAGAAGUAGGUAAUCGUGGUUUUCCAGGAUUUCCAGGAAUGCCUGGGCUUCCAGGAGAAAGAGGAGAAACUGCAUCGCCAGGUUUUCCAGGGCAAAAAGGAGAGCCAGCUAAGUUUGGCCAGAAAGGAGAGCCUGGAGAUGAGGGAAUACCAGGUGCUAAAGGAUUGCCAGGACUAAGAGGAACUCCAGGAUUUCCUGGUAGAAAAGGACCGCCUGGUAAACCUGGUUUAGUGUACCCUGGUCCUCCAGCUCCUAAAGGUGAAAGAGGGUUACCUGGAUAUCCAGGCCCACAAGGACCACCUGGAGUUAAAGGAAUGAUGGGAGUACCUGGUGUGCCAGGGCUUCCUGGGGAUAAAGGUGAUUCGGGUUUUCCUGGACGUCCAGGUCCAGCUGGACCACCAGGACUUGCAGGUUUUCCUGGUGCGAAAGGAGAAAAGGGUUCUGUAGGACCAUACGGACCGCCGGGCGCUAAGGGUGACAGAGGCCCGCAAGGAUUCAUUGGACUGCCUGGUACAAAAGGUGACAUUGGCUUCAGGGGAUUGCGAGGUAUUUCAGGACUUCAGGGGGUCAAAGGAUUAAGAGGAGAGCUUGGACCUAAAGGAAUUCCAUCACUCGAAGUAAGCAAAGGAAUUCAAGGUGAACCUGGUCGUCCUGGUCUUCCCGGCUUCCCUGGAGGAAAAGGCGAUAAUGGCUUUAAUGGUUUCCCAGGACCCAAAGGUGUGAGGGGAGAACCUGGAUUCCAGGGCAGACCUGGAUUACACGGAGCAGUAGGAAUUAAAGGUAAAAAGAGUGAAACAGCUUUUAUAAGAAGCCAUCGACUAU
Messenger RNA from Stegodyphus dumicola, 3436 nucleotides. RefSeq lists its product as uncharacterized. Gene Ontology annotation, biological process: extracellular matrix organization. Gene Ontology annotation, cellular component: collagen type IV trimer. NCBI's taxonomy places the organism in Eukaryota, Metazoa, Arthropoda, Arachnida, Araneae, Eresidae. Gene Ontology annotation, molecular function: extracellular matrix structural constituent conferring tensile strength. The record is from RefSeq and is a predicted model, not a curated record.